UGUGAUUUUCCAGCUAAAAAGACAAUUCCGUGAUUAAUGAUACCGUCGAGUGUGAAAAUCGGAAAAAUUACGUGAAAUGUGAUUGGCAUAUUUCAAAUGUUUGUAUUCUUUGGCGUCCGGUUCAUCUCACAUCAAACCAAUUUAUCAAUUUACAAGUGAAUUCCCCCCUUUAACCAACAAAUCUUGAACGGAAGAGCCAAAAAAAAAGAAAUAAUAUAAAAGGCUCUUAAGAGGAUUGUGCGGUGAUUUAAAUUUGACUUGUGUUGGCCAAAAAAAGACGAAACCCCAUCUUUCGGUCAUUGAAGACUUUCAUGGGGUAACAGGAAGCACGUUUUGUGAUUUUUUUCUUGUGUAUUUUCGUGUCCAUAAAAUUUCUUUGUCUUCUGGAAGUACUUUGGAGAUGAAAGAUAUGAGAAAUAUGAUUUCCCUAAAAUUUGAUGUGGCUUGCGGAAAAUGGCGUGGGUGGACGUGGUAGCGGAUGUGUCGAUGUCAGUGAAUGUGGAGUGGAAAGUGUACAAAAAAAUAAUCAGAAGGAGCAUCAGGAAGAAAAAGCGACGGCGAAAGCAGAAAAACCACAAAACUCACAGGGUGGUUAAUAUGACUGGGGGAUGGAAGGGUCCGCAUGUGAUUCUUGGUGCUGCAUCCGUGGACGGUAAUGGAAGUUCUCCAAAGGAGUACCGUGAUGAGUAAAGCUGAUUACAUACAACCAAAAAUAUCAACAGUAGUGCAAUCAAGAGAAAAUUCCAAGAGUGUUCAAAAGAAGUGAAGAACGGUGAAAUUAGCAAUAAGAAGAAUAAAAAAAACGCGCGUGUACGAAGAAAUUGCAGAAUUUGUGGAAUAUGGGGAGAAGUGAAUGUGAGUUGGGAAGAUUAUGUGGAAGAUUUCUCACUGAAUCCAUUGUUAUCCUCCUGACUGUGACACUUGUGCACGAUUUCGUGUCCGCAGCAUCCACCCAAUUGGGGGUCAAUUGGACACGAAGGCACCCCCUGUCGGAGGUCAUUUCCACAUCUGAGGUUCACCCAAUGUCAGAGGAAGUGAAUGUCAGCAGCAGCACAAGUCCCUCCCUUGAUUCCCAGACACAUGGCAGUGCAAUUAGUGGUGAAACUUUCCCAGUUCGAAGUACAGAGAGCAAUGAGAUUGCCAAUGGGGGGCGGUAUUCCCAUUCCGAUGGGGAUUUUUGGAAUGUAUUCGGAUUUAGGAAUAGAUCAAUUGGUGGACGUGCCAAUUAUUUACAAAUUAGUGGAUACCCUGACCGUAUUUUCCUCUGUAAGCUCCAUCUUCGUGGUCGGGUGGUCCUUUUUAGGCGCUCCUGCCUUCGACGUGUGGACCAUUGUGACCCAUUUACUCUACGUGAUUGGAUGUGGUUACCCGUGGCGGAGUACAUUAUCUGCCCGAAGAAAGGCAAUUGGAUGCUGAGAAAGGGAACAGUGCAGAGAUUUCACAAAAGAGGCUCAUUUGCCUCUAGUGCAACACUUUCACCCAACUCAACGACGAUCUCAUCGCGUCGGCACGUGAAUAGUGUUUUUGAGGAGUCGCGUGCUGAACAGACAGGUCGCAGUUCAACGGGUGACAAUGGGAAAGUAUCCCUUCUGGGACUUUUUGAGUUGAGCACCAGAACAGGGACACGUCCCGAAGGUCACAGUGAACUUGCAGCUGCUCAGAUGGCUAUUCGACACAUAAAUAAGCGUGGACUCCUCCCAGGAUACGAACUUGAACUACUGGCAAAUGAUACAAAGUGCGAUCCAGGUGUGGGCGUUGACCGCUUCUUCCAUGCUCUAUAUACGCAACAUUCAACCCGGAUGGUAAUGCUCCUUGGUUCCGCCUGUUCUGAAGUCACUGAAAGCUUGGCCAAAGUUGUCCCUUAUUGGAAUAUUGUCCAGGUUUCAUUUGGAUCCACAUCACCAGCUCUCAGUGAUCGACGUGAAUUCCCGCUUUUCUACAGAACAGUCGCACCAGAUUCAUCUCACAAUCCCGCAAGAAUUGCCUUCAUUCGUCGUUUUGGAUGGGACACUGUGACAACUUUUUCACAAAAUGAAGAAAUCCACUCACUGGCUGUGAAUGAUCUCGUUACUGAACUCGAGACAGCUAAUAUAUCGUGUGCAGCAACAAUCACAUUUGCCGAAACUGACUUCAAGGAUCAACUUCGAAUGUUGCGCGACUUGGACACGAGGAUCAUCAUUGGGAGCUUUUCAAAUGAAUUGGCACCAAAAAUUUUUUGUGAGGCAUACCGUCUGGGGAUGUAUGGGGCGGAUUAUGCAUGGAUUCUGCACGAGACGCUGGGACCUCCCUGGUGGCUUCUGCAUUCACCAGCAGCCGAAUGCCAGCAGAAGCAGCUAGAAGCAGCCGUUGAAAGUCUGAUAAUCGUUUCCAGUCACAAUAGUAUCGUGGGGAAUUCCGUGAGUUUCAGCGGAUUGACUAACCGAAUGUUUAUGGAUGAACUCAUGGCACUCAAGGUACCACAGCCAACAUCUCGGUAUGCUCCGCAGACGUAUGAUGCAGUGUGGGCGAUUGCUUUGGCGCUUCGUGGGGCGGAGGAACGUUGGAGGAAUGAAUCUAUUCAGUCCAAGUUGGAUGGUUUUGACUAUACAAGAUACGACAUGGCCACUGAAUUUCUCAAUCAAUUCAGUCGUCUUCAAUUCCUGGGCGUUUCUGGUCCAGUUUCAUUUAGUGGUGCCGAUAGGGUGGGAACAUCCGCAUUUUACCAGAUUCAACGUGGAAAACUCAAUCCGGUGGCACUCUACUAUCCGAGUGAGCAACACUUGGAUUUUAAGUGCCCUGAAUGUGUGGCUGUGCAAUGGCAGAGUGGCCAAGUGCCGAUUGCAAAGCGAGUCUUUAAACUACGAAUUGCAACAAUUGCUCCCGUGGCAUUUUAUACCAUGACCUCGUUGGCGUCCGUUGGUGUUACACUUGCACUGGCUUUUCUCGCUUUCAACCUACACUUCCGUAAGCUCAAAGCAAUAAAACUGUCGAGUCCUAAAUUGAGCAACAUUACAGCUGUGGGUUGUAUUUUGGUCUACACAGCGGUGAUUCUUCUUGGGCUCGACUACUCAACACUUCCGGCCACGGAAGUGGCUUUCUCCACUGUUUGCACGGCACGAGUUUAUCUUCUAUCUGCGGGUUUCUCAUUGGCUUUUGGCUCAAUGUUCGCCAAAACAUACAGAGUUCAUCGUAUUUUCACCCGUAGUGGCGGUAGUGUGUGCAAGGAUAAAAUGCUCCAAGAUACCCAACUAAUCUCCCUUGUCUGUGCCCUCCUACUACUUGAUGGCCUUGUGGUGACAUUGUGGAUUGUGACGGAUCCCAUGGAGCGCCAUUUGAACAACCUCAGCUUGGAGAUUAGCUCAAUUGACCGGAGUGUUGUCUACCAGCCACAGGUUGAGGUGUGUCGAUCGCAGCAUAGCAGUAGUUGGUUAGGUGCUCUUUAUGCCUACAAAGGACUACUCCUUGUUGUGGGUGUCUACAUGGCCUGGGAGACGCGACAUGUGAAAAUUUCCGCAUUGAAUGAUUCACAAUAUAUUGGGGUAUCUGUGUAUUCUGUCGUGAUUACGAGUGCCAUUGUCGUGGUUCUGGCCAAUCUCAUUUCGGAGCGUGUCACAUUAGCCUUCAUCACGAUCGCUGCCCUCAUUCUCACGUCCACCACGGCCACACUGUGUCUCCUCUUCCUACCCAAACUCUACGACAUAUGGAAUCAUGGGGAUGAUGUGGCGGAUCCCAUUGGACGGAGUAUGGGCCUAAAAAUGGAAUUUAACACACGGCGUUUUGUGAUGGAUGACCGACGGGAGCUGCAGUAUCGCGUUGAGGUGCAAAAUCGCGUGUACAGGAAGGAAGUGGCAGCACUUGAUGCGGAAAUUCAGAAACUUGAGAAGCUCCUGGAAUCCACAUCGUCCUCAACGUCGUCCAAUAUAUCCCUUAGUCGGCAUAUAAAAACGGAAUUGAGUAUUGUGAAUGAGGGUGCAACACCACCCAAACCUAGAACACCUAGCAUUGGUGGUGGACUUCCAUUGUUACUACUUUCGGUGCUUCCACCUGUAAUACCACGAGCUAGUUGGCCAUCAGCGGAUCAUAUGCAGGCCCCAAUGCGACGAUCAGUCACCUUUAGUUCGCAACCUCAACUCGAUGAACCCUGUGGGAGUACAACAAUUCGCCUACCCGCCAUAGAUCUACUAAAUCUCCGACUAACCCAUCAACAAGCAACAGCAGAACGAUCUGGAUGGUUAAAUCGCAUCCGAGGGCUAUUUCUAAGUUCACGACCAUCCAGUCGGAAGACAUCGACAGUCUCAAUUAGUGGCGCUGCGGCCGGUGGUGCAGCAGGAAGUGGAAUUGCGGCCGCACUAAAAGCCCACAUGGGUCUCCUGAGUGGAUUAGUUCCCUCUGGGGUUGGUACAUCCUCAUGUCAUGCCCUCAAUACAGCUGGAAGUGGAUUUAAGGCAAUGCGACGAACUUCCUUAGCACGCAGUGGAGGUUCAUUGCAUACAUCACAUGCGGACAUGGGGGAGGCACCCUAUAUGAGGCCGCGUCAUCGAAAAUUUACUCCACCAGCUUUCAUCAUUAGUGGUUCUGUGCUAUUUGACAAUCAAACCCCACCGCCGGAACUGGAGGAGAUUCACGGUUCAGAGCCGCGUGUUAAUUUUCAACUUCCCAGCGGACGACGUCCCUCUAUUGUGCAUCAAUCAUCACAGCCAACACUAAGGGAACGCGUCAAGGGCUCCCCGCGAUUUCCUCAUCGAAUCAUCCCAACAUCCAGUUUGAGUGCACUACAAGAAUCCAAUGGUGGAAACUUGGCAGAUUCACAACAUCAUCAAGCUAAGUGGAAAUCGAUGGAGGAGUCAACAUUCAAUUAUACCGCCAACAGCAAUCACGCCAGUAUUCGACCCCUCACCUUUCUCCCAACCACCCAUGGGGUAUCCGAGGGCUCCAGCUUGGCCGAUGGGGAGACAAGUGGUGGUGGUGACGGUGUAGUAGAUAAUUGCCCCCAGAACCAAUCUGUCGUGGAGGAGGAAGUAGCUGCAAUUUAAUCAUGGUACCAUCAUUUACUUUUGGGCCAAUUGACUGCACAGACUUUCACACCUCCUUCCGGCAAUACGGGGACUUUUGGGGUUGUAUGGCAAAUUGAAAAAAAAAAGAUGAUGACACUCUCAAUUAGCUAUAAGUGUGUUCAAAAAUCUUCUAUACAACAAUAUUAUACAAUUAACGGUGUUCAACGGAAAGCGCGCGUGUGUGUGUAUGUGUGUAAAACAUUUUCUCAAGAUGCUGAGUGAGAAAAUAACACAAUAUAGAAAACA
This is a messenger RNA of Lutzomyia longipalpis, 5279 nucleotides long. It is a transcript of the gene GABA-B-R3, whose product is annotated as gamma-aminobutyric acid type B receptor subunit 2. Gene Ontology annotation, cellular component: G protein-coupled receptor heterodimeric complex; membrane. The transcript has 14 exons. Gene Ontology annotation, biological process: G protein-coupled receptor signaling pathway; gamma-aminobutyric acid signaling pathway. NCBI's taxonomy places the organism in Eukaryota, Metazoa, Arthropoda, Insecta, Diptera, Psychodidae. The record is from RefSeq and is a predicted model, not a curated record. Bases 840 to 5012 code for a protein of 1390 amino acids. Gene Ontology annotation, molecular function: G protein-coupled GABA receptor activity.